Messenger RNA from Anopheles coustani, 786 nucleotides. RefSeq names its product putative cyclin-dependent serine/threonine-protein kinase DDB_G0272797/DDB_G0274007. Lineage: Eukaryota; Metazoa; Arthropoda; Insecta; Diptera; Culicidae. Bases 1 to 786 code for a protein of 261 amino acids. The record is from RefSeq and is a predicted model, not a curated record. The transcript has 3 exons.
AUGGCCACUAUCAACCCGUGUACCGUGCUGGUGUUGUCCGUGCUGUGCGGAGUGGUCCUCGGGCAGCUCUCGUUCCACAACGAUCCAUCGCAGAACAGCUUCUCGAUCAAGCUGCCGGCGUUCCAGCAAACGUUCACGCGCUACUUCGGCAAUCAACCGCAGGGGGCACUGCUCCAGCAGCAGCAGCAGCAGCAGCAACAACAGCCGUUCCAAGCCCAGUAUCAGCAACAGCAGCAGCUGCAGCAGAAUGCCGCGCAAACGUAUCAACUGCAGCAGCGACAACAGCAACAACCGGACGGUAUCAACCGCUAUGUGGCGCAGUUUCCGGAACAACCGCACUACACCGUUCAGGAGAACUAUAUUAACCCAAACAUCCGGCAGCGCAUCCAGCAGCAGCGUCUUCAGCAACAGCAGCAGCAGCAGCAGUUCCCGCAGCAAGUGCAACCCCAACAGUACUAUCCUCAGCAGACCAACUAUCAAGGGUUCCCCUUCGGCCCGGCCCAGGCGGCACAGGAUCCCGCUGGAUAUUCGGCAGGAAAUCAGCAACCGCAGUAUGAGUACAUCCAGCAACCGACCGGAGCGGAAGCCGGUAACCAGGCAGGUCUCCAGGAGCAGCAGCAGCAGCAGCAGCAGGGAGUCGGCGUCCAGUACCAGCGGGGACAGGCACCGGCCAGCGGAGAAGCCGAUCCGGCCGCCCCGAACAAGCUGAUCGGUGUGGCGUUCUCGCCCUCCAACGAGGUAUCUCAGGUGAAGUUCAGUAGCAAUGGACUGAAGUACAACUUCUAA